AUGAACUCGUCCUUGGAGCACUGCAACAUCUCAGACUGGCUGAGGCUAGAAGCGACGGUGAAGGCCUCCGUGUAUGUGGUGGCUUUCUCCUUUGCCACAUUCAUCACUGUCGUCAUCGUUGGCAUCGUGUUGCAGAAUUUGAAACUGAGAACAGAAGUCCGGUACCUUCUCCUCUGUCAUCAACUCCUUUGCAUCUCCUUCUACUGCGCUCUGGGGGUUGUCUUCCAGGGCAUGCGGGCGCUGCUGGCCAACAGCCCACUGCUGAUAUGCUGGCUGGUGUUUGGGGCACAGCUAAGUGUUGGAGAAGGGAUUCUCUUCACUCUGGCCUUGAUGGCUCUCAACACUUACCUGGCCAUUUGCUGGCCGUUGAAAUCUCUGGCCUUUGUCAAUUCAGUUAAGUACAGAAUUCUAGCUGGGACUUGGACCAUCAUUAUACUCAAGAAUAUUUGCCUAUUCCUCAUGGAGGCCAUUGGCUCUACUCCAGUUGAUGUUUUAAAAUCAGAACCCUCUUGCCCUGUGAUAUUGAACAGCAUUCCUUCCAGAAUCAUCGGCAUGGUUUUCCUUUGCUUUUCCUUAUCUGUCAUUCUUAUAAGUUACUCUCUGAUUUACCAGGAAGGGAAACGGGCUGGCCAUUUUAAUAGGUCCAAUAUCAAAGCACGGAAAACAGUCCUCAUUCACUUGCUGCAGCUGAGUUUACACAUCAUACCCACUUUGCUAUUCAUAGGUUUGGGGAAGAUUUGUGGGGUAUUUUUCUUUGCUCUCAAUCUGGUGCUUUUUGGCAUCUUUGCGUUUGCCCAAUGUUUUAACCCUCUGAUCUAUGGGCUUCAGAAUAGAGAGCUGCGGAACAGAUUACAUCAUUGGAUGUGCUGUCAGCUAUGGUGUGGUCACAUGAUGGACAGCAGAGGGCCAGUUUAA
Chrysochloris asiatica (Cape golden mole) is the source of this 915-nucleotide messenger RNA. Its product is annotated as olfactory receptor 11H7-like. NCBI's taxonomy places the organism in Eukaryota, Metazoa, Chordata, Mammalia, Afrosoricida, Chrysochloridae. The transcript has a single exon. The coding region runs from base 1 to 915 and encodes 304 amino acids. The record is from RefSeq and is a predicted model, not a curated record. Gene Ontology annotation, cellular component: membrane.